Molecule: messenger RNA, 2074 nt
Organism: Thermothielavioides terrestris NRRL 8126
Lineage: Eukaryota; Fungi; Ascomycota; Sordariomycetes; Sordariales; Chaetomiaceae
Exons: 3
Coding region: 245-1798 (517 amino acids)
Biological process (GO): positive regulation of transcription by RNA polymerase II
Cellular component (GO): nucleus
Molecular function (GO): DNA-binding transcription factor activity; transcription cis-regulatory region binding
Source: RefSeq, a predicted model, not a curated record
GCUGUCGGACGCAGGCCGUCUGAGCCAUGACUUCGACUACUUCGACGGUCGGCUUUCGUAUGCUCUGGAUGAUCCGCUCGUCAUGAGCCCGUGCGACAGCACUUUUGACGGCUUUUCCCUGCCACCAUACUCCCCGACUGAGUUUCUGGACGGCCAAGGAGAUGAUAACACCUCAGAACAAAGCCCCGCCGCCAGCAGCAAUGCCGUCGUCCCUCGGUCGAGGUCGUUAUAUCCAGACCUCGCCAUGAUCGCCCCUUGCCCUGUCGGCUCGCCGCUCAGGGACUUCUAUGCGCCUGUAUUCUCCGAAUUCUCUGACUGCCGGAACCGGAGGGCUCUCGUCGAUCACUUCUGCAACGUGUUGUCUCAUCUCAUCGUCUUCCGCGAGGAGACAGGCAACCCGUUCCAGCAGUUGGUCCUCCCGCUCACCAGCGCGGACUCCCCCGUCACAUAUGCCAUGUUUGCCCUCGCCUCCGCCCAUCUGGAGUACCGCGGCGUCGAAAAUGCAGAGAAAUCGCUCUACUUCCACAACGUGGCCAUACGGGGCGUCGCACAGCUGAUUGAGCAUAGCAGUAAAGCCAAUAAGAACGAGAUCUUGGCGGCCAUCAUGUUGCUUGUCUAUUACGAAUGUCUUGUCCAAAAAGGCCACUCCAACAUCGUGGCCGGACACCUUAAAGGCGCCCUGACAAUAAUGGGCGGCGGCCCUGACCCGGCCGACUCGACGAGUGUCUUCUUGGAGCGCGCCUUCCGGUUCUACGACGUAAUAACGGCCCUGUCCAACGGCACAUCGCCGCUCUCGGCGGCGCCGACACCAGGGUGCUUGCAACCGCUCUCGCCACUCGGUGCGCCUUUGGUUUCGCCUCUAUGUAAUGUCGAUACCCUCUUGGGCAUGGCCACGACCCUGUGGCCCAUCAUCCACCGCCUCGCCGGCCUGCGUGCGCUCAAAACCGAGCUUGAAGCGGCCCUCGGCUCGAACGAGGCUCCCUCUAAGAUCGCCGUGCUCCGAACCGAGUUCGAGUCCACCACCCAGGCCAUCGAAUCCGCUCUCCUCCAAUGGCAGCCCCAACUGCCCCCCGGUUUUAUCCCCGACGAUGUCAAUGUCGACGACCCGUCGACAAAUCUAACCAGCUCAGACUCGGAACCGCACCCGGCCGUCCCGACCAUCGCUGUCGCCGGCUCUACGACCAGCAACAACACCACCAACCCGCCCGCCUCGCCCGCCCCGUCUGCCUGCCGCUCCCCCUCGCAACCACAGCACGCCCGCAUCGCCUCGAUCUACCACAACGCGCUCGCCUACCGGCACGCCUCGCUCGUCUACCUGUACCGCACCGUCCUGGGCCAGGCGCGCACCGCGGCGCCCGUGCAGAGCCACGCGCGCCUCGCGCUCGCCCACUGCGUCGCCACCGUCGAUCACCGCGGGCCCAUGUCCGCCCUGCUCUGGCCGCUCUUCGUCGCCGCCUGCGAGGCCGUCCUGCCCGCCGACCGCCGCCUGGCCGAGCGCGCCUUCGUCGAGGUCGACAUGAGGCAGGGCAUGCGCAACAUCGAUCGGGCGUGGGGGAUUGUGCGCGAGGUGUGGCGCAGGGCGGACGCUGCUGCUGCCGCUGCCGCCGCCGCCGCUGCUGCUGUAGAUGUCGCUGAGGCUGAGGUUGGGGUUGGGGUUGGUGUGGAAAGUGAGGGUGGUAUUCCAGUGGUAGUCCGGGAGGGGGAUGGGCAGGUCGAUGGGGAGGUGGUGGUUGAGGGCGGAGAGGAGUUGUGGCGGACAGUGUGUCGCGAGAUGGGGGUCAGCAUUGUGUUUGGGUGAGGGAGACGCGUCAGGGGGGGCUGUCCGGGUGUCCUGAAAGGCGAGCGCGAUGCGACAGGCGCGAGACUCCCGCUGUUGGACUUGAACGGGCUCGAGACAGACCAGCUGGCUUCGAACCGAGUGUUCCCCAUCGUCAUGCUCGACGGUAUGGCAGGGGAUGAGGAACGUGGCUGGGUGCGGCUACGAGAUGGUCGAGACAUCUGCCUAAAAGCCGAGAGAUUGGCCGAGGGAGGCUGGACCAGUCAAAGCGGGCGAAAUCGAGCCGCUGCUUGGAGC